AGGGACGAGGCAUCCGCACCCGGAAGUUCCCGCGGCGCUCUUCCGGCCGCCGCUUGUUUUCUGGGGGCCUAUUGGGCGCCCCCGCCGACCCGGAAGAGAAGAGGGGUGGCGAUGGCCGACUACGAGGCGGUGCAGUCCGGCCCUCUGCGCAUCAAGGGCGGCGGCGUCGCAGCGCCAGGCAAGCGGAAGAAGAAAAAAGACAAAGAUAAAGCCAAAAUCGUAGAUCAGACUGUGAGCAGCAAAAACCAGGAGGAGGAGAGGAAACGGACUCUGGACAAGCGGACUCCAGCACAGCUGGCUUAUGAGAAGACGCAGGAGAAGCGGCAAAUGGAACGGAUUUUGAAGAAAGCCUCCAAGACCCACAAACAGCGAGUUGAGGACUUUAACAGGCAUCUGGACACUCUGACAGAACAUUAUGACAUCCCCAAAGUCAGCUGGACUAAAUGAGGAGGAUCUUUCUUCUGGUUUCUGGAGGUUGUGAAAAGAUGCAGAAAAGCCAGCUGCUGUCUUUGUGGCCAGAUAUUCUCCUUGGCUUGCUCUGAAUUACUUGGCAUGAUCUCAUGGAAUUUUAAAAGAGACGUAAUGUCUGUGGUCUACAUAAAGUCUGAGGUGAAACUUAAGACAUCCAGAACUACACUUUUUCUUCAUAGCUGUGUUCUUAAUGUGUCCAAGUGCUGCCGUCUUUAGAUACUUCGUGUUUGGCUUUUGCUGAAUUAUUGCUUUUUGGGAACAAUGGAAGAUGAUUAAAUAAAUGUUGGUUCUUUGUCUCAGUCUCAA
This is a messenger RNA of Heteronotia binoei (common prickly gecko), 777 nucleotides long. It is a transcript of the gene FAM32A, whose product is annotated as family with sequence similarity 32 member A. Gene Ontology annotation, cellular component: nucleolus. The record is from RefSeq and is a predicted model, not a curated record. NCBI's taxonomy places the organism in Eukaryota, Metazoa, Chordata, Lepidosauria, Squamata, Gekkonidae. The transcript has 4 exons. Bases 112 to 447 code for a protein of 111 amino acids.